This is a messenger RNA of Centropristis striata (black sea bass), 410 nucleotides long. Its product is annotated as interferon-induced protein 44-like. Bases 18 to 302 code for a protein of 94 amino acids. The transcript has 3 exons. NCBI's taxonomy places the organism in Eukaryota, Metazoa, Chordata, Actinopteri, Perciformes, Serranidae. The record is from RefSeq and is a predicted model, not a curated record.
UGUCUUACUUUACAGCAAUGGGAGGAUUCCUGUUUCGAGCUCCACCUCCACCUCCACCUCCUCCACUUUUAGAUCAGCCAUGGAGGAAUCUGUCAUGGAACAAGCAGGAAGACCUCACUUUUGUGAGAACCUACCAACCUCGACACAAAGAAGUCAAACAUCUCAGGAUUCUGCUUCAUGGACCAACCGGUGCCGGCAAGUCCAGUUUCAUCAACUCUGUGGACAGUGUCUUACAAGGCAGAAUUGCCGGUCGAGUUCAAACAGAUGCAAUCUCUGGGAAAAGCUUCACCACAAAGGUAUGAAUACCUGUUGAUUGUUGUCAUACAACAAUUUUAGAAGAUCUUUCAAUACUUAAAGAACUACAUGCAGUUAAGAAUGGAUUGAAGACCACAUUUGUAAAAAAAAAAAAA